Molecule: messenger RNA, 2915 nt
Organism: Varanus komodoensis (Komodo dragon)
Lineage: Eukaryota; Metazoa; Chordata; Lepidosauria; Squamata; Varanidae
Gene: RYK
Product: receptor like tyrosine kinase
Exons: 15
Coding region: 92-1927 (611 amino acids)
Biological process (GO): multicellular organism development; protein phosphorylation; positive regulation of kinase activity
Cellular component (GO): signaling receptor complex
Molecular function (GO): protein kinase activity; ATP binding
Source: RefSeq, a predicted model, not a curated record
GCGGCCGGAGCAUGAGCGGCUGCCGAGUGUGAGGGGCUCGGGAGGGCCGGGACCCGGGUCCCUUCCCCACCGAGGGAGCCGGGAGCGAGCGAUGGUGCGGGCUGGCUGGGGGGACGGAAGCUGCGACGCCACCACUGAGGCGCGGUUAUCUCGCCGCCGCCGCCCCCGUCCCCUCUUCUUGCUGCUGUUGCUGCUGCUCCCGUCCUCGUCGCCGCCGCCCGCGGGCUCCGAGACACUAAGGGGCCCCCUGGAGGCGCCGCUUCCCGCCACCGGGCCCGGCCUGAGCGUCUACAUGAGCCAGGAGGAGGUGCGACGCCUCAUCGGUAUUGAUGCAGAACUUUAUUACGUGAGGAAUGAUCUUAUCAAUCACUAUGCUUUAUCCUUUAAUCUGCUAGUACCAAUAGAGACGAACAGCCUCCAUUUCAGUUGGCAUGCUAAGGCCAAGAUUGAAUAUAGACUGGGAUUUCAGGUUGAUAAUAUGUUGGCUAUGGAGAUGCCGCAAGCAAAUAUUUCUGAACAAGGAGAAGUCCCUCGUACUUUAUCAGUGUUUCGGGUGGAACUCUCUUGCACUGGCAGAUUAGACUCUGAGGUUACGGUACUAAUGCAGCUCAACAUGACUGUAAAUGCUUCCAAAAAUAUCACAGUGUUAAAUUUCAAACGAAGGAAAAUGUGCUAUAAAAAACUUGAACUAGAAGUAAAGCCACCAGUAUUGGACAAAAAUAACAGCAAAGCUAUUUUUGAUCCUGUAAAUGCAGCUCCCACCACUUCUACGCGUGUUUUUUAUAUCAGUGUAGGAGUUUGCUGUGCUGUCAUAUUCCUGGUCGCAAUAAUAUUAGCUGUUUUGCAUCUUCACAGUAUGAAGAGAAUAGAGUUGGAAGACAGCAUUAGUGACAGCAGUAGUUCUCAAGGCUUAUCCCAGCCUUCAACUCAAACAACACAGUACUUGAGGGCUGACACUCCUAACAAUGCAACACCAAUUACUAGCUCCUCAGGUUAUCCUACUUUACGGAUAGAGAAGAAUGACCUUAAAAGUGUAACACUGAUGGAGGCAAAGGCUAAAGUAAAGGACAUAGCAAUAUCUAGAGAGAGGAUAACUCUGAAAGAUGUUCUUCAAGAAGGCACAUUUGGUCGAAUUUUCCAUGGAAUUUUAAUAGAAGAGAAAGAUCCUACUAAAGAAAAGCAAAUGUUUGUCAAAACAGUAAAAGAUCAGGCUUCAGAAGUUCAAGUGACAAUGAUGUUGACAGAAAGCUGUAAACUCAGAGGUCUCCAUCACAGAAAUCUGCUCCCUAUCACUCACGUUUGUAUAGAAGAAGGAGAGAAACCUAUGGUGCUCUUGCCUUACAUGAACUGGGGAAAUCUUAAGCUUUUUUUGCGGCAGUGCAAACUAGUAGAAGCCAAUAAUCCUCAGGCCAUUUCACAACAAGAUCUUGUGCAUAUGGCUAUUCAAAUUGCAUGUGGAAUGAGCUACUUGGCAAGAAGAGAGGUUAUUCACAAGGACCUGGCGGCUAGAAAUUGUGUCAUUGAUGAUGCACUUCAAGUAAAGAUUACCGAUAAUGCUCUGUCCAGAGACCUGUUUCCCAUGGAUUACCAUUGCCUUGGUGACAAUGAAAACAGACCAGUGCGAUGGAUGGCUCUUGAAAGCUUGGUUAACAAUGAAUUUUCUGGUGCUAGUGAUGUGUGGUCUUUUGGAGUAACUUUAUGGGAAUUGAUGACUUUGGGACAAACACCAUAUGUAGAUAUUGACCCCUUUGAGAUGGCUGCCUAUCUAAAGGAUGGAUACAGAAUAGCUCAGCCAAUCAACUGCCCUGAUGAAUUAUUUGCUGUGAUGGCUUGUUGCUGGGCACUGGAUCCUGAGGAAAGACCCAAAUUCCAGCAGCUUGUGCAGUGCCUCACUGAAUUUCAUGCAGCUUUGGGAGCCUAUGUCUGACACUAGGCAUACGUACAGUAUUUGGAAGAAGGCACUCUGUUCCCAUAACAAUGACGUGUUUAUUUAUACACCCUACAAUCUAAAAUGCAUUACCUGGAAUUUACUGGAAUCAGUAAAUUCCACAGAUUUCAGCGGACUUUCCACAUAAUGUGAUUAGGAUCAGGGAACAAGCAUGUGAAAAAGCAAUGCUAGAAGAGGAUCUUUGAAAUCACUGUGCCUUAAAAUAUUCUGGGUUUUGUAUUUGUUUUAUUUUUUCCUAAGGGUAGGCUUUAUUUUACAUAUCACUUAUGUGGAAAUAGAGAAAGAAUUGCUGAAAUGAAGGUAUAAUGGACUGGAACGUGAAUUGAAUGAAUUACGGCACUGCUAAAGAAGAUGUAAACUUAAUUCAGAGGUGUUUGAACAGACACAUAUGGGGGUGUAUUUGUAAAACUCUAAAGUGGAAAAAGUAAUUCUCUUUUCUCCCUACCCACAGCCAAAAAGACUUGUGUGUGUUGCAGCAUCAAAAUAUUUAAAAUUAUUUGACUGGUUUUGGUGUUCAGGUUUGUAGUUUGACUAGCUAUUUUUUUUUAUGGUAUCAGUUGCAUUUCUUUUAAGACGACAGCACAAUAUGGUUGGAACCACAAGUGACCUUUUAGUAUAUUUCAAUUCCAUUCUUCAACAGCAGUUCUUGUGUGGGGGGGAAUUUGCUUUCAAACUGUGUUACCCUCUUCUAAGACAUCACAGAAUUUUGUAUAACUGAUUCCAGUUCAUCUCGGUAAGAGAAAAUGGAACCUCGUAUUAAAUGGUUCAUUACAGGCAGAAUGUUCCAAGUGCUAGAACUUCCGAGACGCGCCAAAGCAUCCCUCAUAUUAAGAUUCUUUCAUCUCAGACUGUAGAAUGCAGCUUUUCUUGAUAAAAAGGUACUGGUUUAUGUGUUUAGGAAUUUUUAUGACGUGAAAAGGAAUAAAAUAUAUAAAUAUAUAAAUAUAUAUAUAUAUUUGUAAAGACA